Molecule: messenger RNA, 369 nt
Organism: Argiope bruennichi
Lineage: Eukaryota; Metazoa; Arthropoda; Arachnida; Araneae; Araneidae
Product: peripherin-2-like
Exons: 1
Coding region: 1-369 (122 amino acids)
Cellular component (GO): membrane
Source: RefSeq, a predicted model, not a curated record
AUGUUCUUGGUCAGUUUUCUCGGAAUAAAAGCUGCUGUUGGGGGUCAUGUUGUAGAAGACGCAUCUGAUGCAAAAUCUGCCGCCUUUUUCUUUCACAUGUAUUGGAUAGCAGCCACUAUUACAGUUUCUGCCAUUCUUGCUGCCGCGUUUGCUUGCUUCGUGGAAAUUUACUUCUUACGUCACGGACUCAGAGAAGGCUUGAAAGCUGGAAUGGAAAAAUAUAAGCAUAUCCCAGAAAUAAAAACGGAAAUUGAUCGAUUACAACUUGAUUAUAAAUGUUGCGGUGUUGAUAAUUAUAAAACAUGGUACAAUAUAUCGUGGAUUGAUGUUCAGUAUCUUGACACAAGAGAUCCUGGAGUAGCCAGGUAG